Molecule: messenger RNA, 1884 nt
Organism: Raphanus sativus (radish)
Lineage: Eukaryota; Viridiplantae; Streptophyta; Magnoliopsida; Brassicales; Brassicaceae
Exons: 3
Coding region: 265-1761 (498 amino acids)
Source: RefSeq, a predicted model, not a curated record
UUACACAACAAACAAAAAACCUAGACGAAAAAAAUAAUUUUCAUUAUUUGUGUUUUGUUUCUUCCUAGCUCCUACCUACAAACUAGUAUUUACUUAGCCCUUUGCCUCGAUCUUAUUGACCAUCCACAAUAUUUUGAAUCACCAACACAAUCUCUCUAUCUCUAGCAGAGUUCAAACACAAAAAAUAUUUAGUCACAAACUCCAAGACUUGAAACAUUUGUCUUGUGUUCUUCUUACUAGUUUGUUGUCUGAAUACUUGAUAGAAUGGCGUCUCAGAGACACUUAAAGGAUCUUCUCCAAGAAGAUCAAGAACCGUUUCAACUUCAAAGCUACAUCUCCGACAGACGUUGCCAAAUCAAUGCUCCGGUAACGCAUUUACAAGUCAAGAAACGCAGAGCCAUCUCACGAAACACGGGACUUCCUUCGCGUUUCUGUCGCAACGCUUGUUUCUUUUCACUACGUGAAUCGCCUGACCCCAAGAAAUCUCCACUCUUCGAACCAAAGUCGCCGAACCGGAGCCAAAACGCGAUGUUCGUCAACAUACCGGCGAGAACCGCGUCGAUGCUGCUAGAAGCUGCGGUUAGGAUACAGAAACAGUCUUCAUCGGGUGUGUCAAAAACACGUAACGCAGGAAACGCGUUUGGGCUAUUUGGGUCGGUGUUGAAGAAGCUAACGCACCGUAAGAAACGCGAGAUCAGCGGUUGUAAUGACGGUGACAGAGUUUCUUCGGUGAAAGAUAUGUUAAAAUGGGAGUCUCCCGUUGUUCGUAAAAUAGUCACAAGAAAGUCCAAAAGCAAAGAAGAAGAAACGCAGAACCACGCGUCUGAGUCGCAGUUUUCGCGGAGGUCUAGUAGUAGUGGUGUUUGGUCAGAGAGUGUUGUUGCCAAUGAAGAGAGAUCUUAUGACUGCGAUUUCGAAACGUCGAUUAGCUACAGCAGCGGGUCGGAGUGUUUAGAUGAGUUUGCGAGUGACUUAAUGAACGGCGCAGAUUACUCGGAGGAUAAACGUUUUUGUGAAAGCCCGUUUCAUUUUGUUCUUGGAACAAUGCCUUCCCCCUGCGGUUUCAAAACGCCGAAUUUCUCAUCGCCUGCGGCUUCUCCACGCCACGAUUGUCAAGAGAUGAAGAAAGAGAGUUAUGAAGUAGAGGAGGAAGAAGAAGAUAAGGAACAGAGCAGUCCAGUUUCAAUUUUGGACCCUCCAUUUCAGGACGAUGACGAAGACAUUCACAUGGAUGACAAUUACAUCACUUCAAGCUUCAGAUCUGUACAAAAAGCAAAGCAUCUGCUUCUACAGAAGCUUUGCAGAUUUGAGCAACUCGCGGGUUUGGAUCCUUUGGAACUCGAGCAAAGAAUGUCAGACCAAGAGGAAGAAGAAGAAGAUGAAGAGGUGAAAAAUCAUUAUCAGUGUGAGAUUAUAACUCAGAGAGUUGUUAAAACGUACUUUGAAGAUAUGAGAGAAGUUCCCGAAGGCGUGGAAGCAUUGAUCUCAGACCUCGUAGCAGAGGAAUUACAUAAGUACAGCUUUAUGCAAGGCGGUGAAGCUCAAGUAGCCAAAAGGGUGUGUGAGAGAUUGAGGUCUUGGAGAGAUGUGGAGUCAAACACUAUCGAUAUGAUGGUCGAACAUGAUUUCAGAACAGAGAGUUUGGGGACAUGGAGAUCAAAGAACGACGCAGAAGUUGCAGAGGUUGUUUUGGAUAUCGAGUUUGAGAUUUUUGAGGAUUUGGUUGAAGAACUAUCACAGGAAAUUGGCGGAAAACGGUGAUAUGUUAUUUAUAUUCGGGUUGCUUCCGUCACAAGUAAUGACAACUAACCAUGUGUAUUUUUAAAUGGAUGUAUGUAAAAGUUUUGCUAAGAGUGUUAAGGUUUGUUUAAUUCCUUAUCAGAA